UUCUCCCGUAGAUCCAGACAUUUAAUGUUGAGGCACCAUGCCAGACCGUGGAAGAUUUAACAAGUGGGGUUGUAAUGGCCCAGGUUCUUCAAAAAAUAGAUCCAGCUUACUUUGAUGAAAAUUGGCUGAACAGGAUCAAAACAGAAGUUGGAGAUAAUUGGAGGCUAAAGGUAAGCAACCUGAAGAAAAUUUUAAAAGGCAUAUUGGAUUACAACCAUGAGAUUCUUGGGCAGCAGAUUAAUGACUUCACCCUUCCUGAUGUUAACCUGAUUGGAGAGCAUGCGGAUGCUGCAGAGCUUGGGAGAAUGCUUCAGCUUAUUCUGGGGUGCGCUGUGAACUGUGAACAGAAGCAAGAGUACAUCCAGACCAUAAUGAUGAUGGAAGAAUCGGUUCAACAUGUCGUCAUGACAGCCAUUCAGGAGUUGAUGAGUAAAGAGUCUCCGGUCUCUGUUGGGAAUGAUGCUUACGUUGACCUUGAUCGGCAGCUGAAGAAAACUACAGAAGAAUUAAACGAAGCACUAGCAACAAAAGAAGAAAUUGCCCAGAGAUGUCAUGAGUUAGAUAUGCAGGUUGCAGCCCUCCAGGAGGAGAAGAGCAGCUUGCUUGCCGAGAACCAGAUUUUGAUGGAACGUUUAAAUCAAUCUGAUUCUAUUGAAGAUCCCAACAGCCCUGCAGGUCGUAGGCAUUUGCAGCUGCAGACACAACUAGAACAACUCCAAGAGGAAACAUUCAGAUUAGAAGCUGCCAAAGAUGACUACAGAAUACGCUGUGAAGAACUGGAAAAGGAAAUUGCUGAACUGAGACAACAAACAGAAGAGCUUACAACCUUGGCAGAAGAGGCUCAAUCGUUGAAGGAUGAGAUAGAUGUACUCAGGCAUUCUUCUGAUAAGGUAGCUAAGUUGGAAAGCCAGGUAGAGUCAUACAAAAAGAAAUUGGAAGACUUGGGUGAUUUGCGACGGCAAGUGAAACUCUUAGAAGAGAAGAAUACAAUGUACAUGCAGAAUACCGUGAGCCUGGAAGAAGAACUAAGGAAGGCCAACGCAGCGCGCAGUCAACUGGAAACAUACAAGAGACAGGCAGUUGAACUACAAAACAGGUUAUCUGAAGAAUCCAAGAAAGCUGAUAAAUUAGAUUAUGAAUGCAAACGACUGAAAGAAAAAGUAGACAGCCUCCAAAAAGAAAAAGAUAGAUUAAGAACAGAAAGGGAUUCUUUGAAAGAAACCAUUGAAGAGCUCAGAUGUGUACAAGCUCAGGAGGGUCAACUCACCACAACAGGAUUGAUGCCUCUGGGAAGACAAGAGCCUUCAGACAGUUUAGCAGCAGAAAUUGUUACUCCCGAAAUAAAAGAGAAACUCAUUCGCCUUCAGCAUGAGAACAAGAUGUUAAAGUUGAACCAAGAAGGAUCUGACAAUGAAAAGAUCGCCCUGUUGCAGAGCCUUCUUGAUGAUGCAAACUUACGGAAGAAUGAAUUGGAGACAGAAAACAGAUUGGUAAAUCAGAGACUUCUAGAAGUGCAGUGCCAGGUUGAAGAACUUCAAAAAUCUUUGCAGGAUCAAGGUUCAAAAGCUGAAGAUGCUAUUUCAAUUCUUCUGAAAAAGAAACUUGAAGAACAUCUUGAGAAGCUCCAUGAGGCUAACAACGAGAUACAGAAGAAACGAGCUAUUAUUGAGGAUUUGGAACCAAGAUGCAAUAACAGUUCACUCAAAAUUGAAGAAUUACAAGAAGCUUUACGGAAAAAGGAGGAGGAAAUGAAACAAAUGGAAGAGCGAUAUAAAAAGUAUUUGGAAAAGGCCAAAAGUGUCAUCCGCACCUUAGAUCCUAAGCAGAACCAGGGUGCAGCUCCUGAGAUUCAGGCUCUGAAAAAUCAGUUGCAGGAGCGGGAUAGAAUGUUUCAUUCACUGGAGAAAGAAUAUGAGAAAACAAAAAGUCAAAGAGAAAUGGAGGAAAAAUUUAUUGUUAGUGCCUGGUACAAUAUGGGAAUGACUCUGCAUAAAAAAGCAGCAGAAGACAGACUGGCCAGUACAGGCUCAGGACAGUCCUUCCUGGCUAGACAAAGGCAAGCCACGAGCACACGGAGAUCUUACCCUGGUCACGUCCAGCCAGCAACAGCAAGUGAUGUGGUUGCAUGACCUGCAGCAUUAUUAUAACAGGGACUGUUCAGUGCAUGACUUGCUUUUCUGUCCAGACUGCAUAACCAAAACUUAACCAGUUCUACACUUAAGACUCAUGGCCAUCUGAUUUCAAAGGGAGAUCUACUUGCAGAGAAGCUUACCAUCUUGGGGAGUGGCUUUCCCAUUUCCCGCUUCCAUUUACUCUUUCUCUUCACAAAAAGUCUCCUAUGAGGCUAGAAGGGAGGAAAUCCAGUAUUCAGAACUCGACAGGAGGCGUUCUGCAAACUGACAGAGCACUGUCAGCUCUCCAUUUUACUUCUGCCUGUUCACUUUAUUUAAUUCUGUUUAACAGUAUUAACACACAGACUUUCUGCAACAUUUUCAUAUACUGAACUAUAAAAAUCUAGUCUUAAUGGUUCCUAAAAAUGCCUUUUGGUUACUGCUAAAAUUUAAAAAGCACCUGCACCCUUAAAGGAUCCACUUUGAAUCUUUAAAUAAUUAAAGUAAAGCGAAGGAGGUGUUUUACCAGGAGAAAUGACUAACGAAUUGCUGCUUGGCCUUCCCAUCUUCCUUAGAAAACCAGGCAAGGUUCAUCUGAUAAUCUCCGAGCCAGGCAAACUACCGGGCGGCAUUCGUUCACAGACACUGCCUGCUUCCUUACGAUGUAUAUACACAGUAGUUUGUGGCGGUUGUAUUUUUCUCUCUGCAUUUUAGCUGUGUUGUGGGUUUCUUUCAGAAACUUUUUUUCAAUCUGUGUACAAUUGUUAAAACAAUCUGAGGAAAGAACGAGAAUGGAGGAAAGUAUGAAAGCCGUCUACACUUUCAGUAUUAUGCAGCCUGUCUUUGCCAGUUUAUAAUUUGGGUCAUUUAUCUUUCACCUGUACUGUUUUUUUUCUUUUUUUCUUCUUAUCGCAGUCUUAGCUAUUUAAUUUCCAAUUGCACUAGCUUGGCUGUUUCUUUGUAUUACGAGGUUUAGCUAUAAGAUUUGCCAUAUGUAGCCAGUGUAACUCAAAAUGCUUUGUACUGCCUAUAUUAAUUUAAAAAGCUGCUUAUUUAAUAUUCUUAAAUGUCUGCACAUUUGUACUACUGUAUCUUUGUUUUGUAUUGGACAUCCAGUACUGGCAAGAUUCAGAAGACGAGGGAGUGCUGUAGUGUUGUAAGUUAAGAGGUUUAUUGUGUAGGAGUUAGUGUGUAACAAAUGGGGACGGGGGGGGCUUUUAAGCCAUAGGACUUUCCAGAAAAUAUGAAGAGAGUCUGAAUGAUGAUGAGUUUGGUUUAAGUCCAGUUGUAGAGAAACCCCAUUCUUGCUCACUAGGAUCUUAAAAACAUAAAGUAAGUGAUGAAAAAUGCAGCAAUAUAAACACACAUGUACUCUGCUUACUCCAAGGAUGGUUUUGCUUGUUCAGGCAGCAGCAUAACCAUCAGCCCUCUGUUCCCCUGUGCUGGAGAAGCGUUGUGCCCACCAGUCUCUGCAGUCACUUCUGGCCACAGAAGGUGGUGCGUGCCUUGUCCCUGGCCCGUCCGGCAGGGCUGUGGGCAGAGCUGCACCUCGGGCGCUGAGACACCUCCCUCAGCCCUUGCUCCAUGGGUUCCUGAUGCCCACUGCAUCUGCAGCCUUGUGCAGGAUGGCUGGGAGAAAGGACAGGCCACGUGGUCCCACCCAUGGGGGGGUCUGUGCCACCCGGGGAAGGGAAGGGCAGGUAGGAAGGGGAUCCCAGCUGACUGUGAAGGGGAGAGGAGGGUAAGCACGAAGGUCCUGGUGAGAAGUGUGUGGUGUGUUCCCUUCUGGAUACCAUAGCAGACGGGGGAGCCUAUGGCUGCCAGGUGCUCUGGCUGACAGCAGUCCGGAAAGACUCCUGGAGGGGGAUAUGUCUUUCCUGGUCCACCAGGACCUGGGAUAGCAAAGUCUGAUGUGACCUGCAGGCAGGACGACCUGGGGCUUGCUGGUGACAAGUCAGGUAUUCCUGCAGCCUACACAGCAGCUCUUUCAUCAGACUGAGUCCAGGAGAGAUCUAAAGGAUUUGUUGUCUUUCCAGGUUUUAGCCAUCGGUCCCUUGUUGUGUGUAAAAGGGCAAUGAAAAAAAAAAAAGUUCUUUUUUGUUGGGUCUUAAAGGUGUGGUUUGUUUCUUGUUGGCCAGCGGGCUCUGUCUGGGCCCUGCCCUGCCCCAGCUGGGCGCGGGGUGCCCGCCGUGGGGCCUCGGUGCAGGGUGGGAGGGGAUGGCUGCUUCGUGCACCCACCCGCACCAGUGUCCCCGGGGCAGGCAGAGCUGCGCCUCCUUUGCCCGGUGGUCUGUGCGCAUUAGAGACGUAGGUAUCUGUUGUUCUUGAGCCUGAAGACGUUUGUAUGUAAGUGUGUUUAGCUUGACAAAAAUUGCUUGAGUUCACUAAUGCAACAGGGAGAGGUCAGGCGCAGCCAGUCAUGAGUGAGCUGGCUGCUUUAAUUAGCCUGGCACCUCUGUCAUGAAGCGAUUGCGAGCUCACAACUCAGAGGUGAUCUCCAGCAUGUCUCUGAUAAUACUAACUUCAUUUGUGCUGCAUAGAAUACUCUUUUACUUUUUAAUAUCAGCUUGUUUGACAGUCCUGAAUUGUUGACCAAUUAUCAAAGUAACUGUUUGUGAAGUUGCCAGUGAUAUAUUUUCUGUAAAAGAAUGGAUUCCUAGAGUGUCAAAACAUUAAGUUCCCAUUUCAGUUCAUCUAUGAAUUGUGUAACUACCAGAUUGUCAUGGUAGCAGUAUUAAUAUACAUAUCUGUAUAUAGAAAAAAAAAUACUCAGUAAUGAUCAUUGGAAUCAAAAAGUUUAAUAUUUUUUCCCAGUCAAAUACACUAAUGCUUCCAAGGUGACAGAAGAGUGUACAGUUGUUAAACAAGUUGUAAAUAAACGCUUAUAUAAAAUGUAAA
Calidris pugnax (ruff) is the source of this 5009-nucleotide messenger RNA. It is a transcript of the gene HOOK3, whose product is annotated as hook microtubule-tethering protein 3. Gene Ontology annotation, molecular function: dynein light intermediate chain binding; microtubule binding. Gene Ontology annotation, biological process: cytoplasmic microtubule organization; cytoskeleton-dependent intracellular transport. NCBI's taxonomy places the organism in Eukaryota, Metazoa, Chordata, Aves, Charadriiformes, Scolopacidae. Bases 75 to 2129 code for a protein of 684 amino acids. The transcript has 23 exons. The record is from RefSeq and is a predicted model, not a curated record. Gene Ontology annotation, cellular component: centrosome; cytoplasm.